AACUUAUAUAGACACUCACAAAUUGCAAUAUACAACUCACUUAGCACCCAUUACCUCUUCCUUCAGUCAGCAACCAUGGCCUUUUCUCACACCCUGGAACCAUCUUCUCCGCCUCUAGUGUUCUCAGUUAGGAGGAGAGAACCAGAGCUGGUGGCUCCGGCCGUGUCCACACCCCAUGAAACCAAGCAUCUAUCUGACAUAGAUGACCAAGCUGGUCUUCGUGCCAAUGUUCCCAUCAUACAAUUCUACCGUAACGAGCCAUCAAUGGCAGGGAAAGACCCUGUUGACAUCAUAAGGAACGCGGUCGCGAAAGCGCUCGUGUUCUACUACCCGCUCGCCGGUAGGCUCAGGGAAGCUGCUGGUGGGAAUCUCGUGGUGGAUUGUAACGAGGAGGGGGUGAUGUUCAUCGAGGCUGAUGCUGACAUCACGUUUGAACAAUUUGGUGACACUCUGAAACCUCCUUUCCCGUGCUUCCAAGAACUGCUUCAUGAAGCUCCAGGAUCAGAAGGUGUUGUUAUAAAUAGUCCAAUUAUACUGAUACAGGUCACUCGGCUUAAGUGCGGCGGUUUCAUCUUUGCUCUCCGCUUUAACCAUGUCAUGACAGACGGAGCCGGCAUAGUUCACUUCAUGUACGCCGUGGUAGAAAUAGCCCGAGGCGCAAAUGAACCAUCAAUCCUCCCCGUCUGGCAGAGGGAGCUCCUCCAUGCGAGGGACCCACCACGCGUCACACACAACCACCGUGAAUACGAACAGCUAACCGACGACACAAUCACCGACCCCAUCCUCACCGGAACAGACUUCGUGCAACAAUCCUUCUUCUUCGGACCCGCCGAAAUAGCCGCCAUUCGCCGCCACCUCCCGCACCACCUUGACACUGAGUCCACCACAUACGAGGUCCUCACAUCAUACAUCUGGCGUUGCCGCACCAAAGCUUUACAGUUAGACCCGAGCCAAGAGGUUCGAAUGAUGUGCAUAACCGACGCGCGUGGGAAGUUCAACCCUCCUUUCCCAACCGGUUACUACGGUAACUGUUUCGCGUUCCCUGCGGCGGUUGCCACGGCGGGGGAGCUUUGUGAGAAGCCGCUGGAGCAUGCGGUGAGGCUGAUUAAGAAAGCGAGCGGUGAGAUGAGCGAGGAGUACAUGCACUCUCUGGCGGAUCUGAUGGUGACUGAGGGAAAGCCCUUGUUUACUGUUGUGAGGUCAUGUGUGGUGUUGGACACGACGUAUGCUGGGUUUAGAGAGCUGGAUUUUGGGUGGGGCAAGGCGGUGUAUGGUGGGCUUGCUCAGGCUGGGGCAGGGGCUUUUCCAGCGGUGAACUUUCACGUGCCGAGUCAGAAUGCGCAGGGAGAGGAAGGGAUUUUGGUUUUGGUUUGCUUGCCUGCUAAGAUUAUGAGUGUGUUUGCCAAGGAGUUGGAUGACAUGCAUGCUUGACAGCAGCAAAAGAGCUAGAGUGGGUGGCCCUUUGAUCUACUUAAUUAUAAUUAAGUUGUUAUGUUUCAUGGGCAUGCCAUGAAUGCGUCGUGGCUUUUAUUUAAUGUAAGAGGAUAUUGUCUUUAUAUAUGCAAUAAUACAACAAUGAUAUAUACACACCUCUUUUUUAUGCA
This is a messenger RNA of Lotus japonicus, 1604 nucleotides long. Its product is annotated as benzyl alcohol O-benzoyltransferase-like. Bases 76 to 1431 code for a protein of 451 amino acids. The transcript is spliced from 2 exons. The record is from RefSeq and is a predicted model, not a curated record. NCBI's taxonomy places the organism in Eukaryota, Viridiplantae, Streptophyta, Magnoliopsida, Fabales, Fabaceae.